Messenger RNA from Alternaria alternata, 973 nucleotides. RefSeq lists its product as hypothetical. The record is from RefSeq and is a predicted model, not a curated record. The coding region runs from base 139 to 744 and encodes 201 amino acids. NCBI's taxonomy places the organism in Eukaryota, Fungi, Ascomycota, Dothideomycetes, Pleosporales, Pleosporaceae. Gene Ontology annotation, molecular function: hexosyltransferase activity. Gene Ontology annotation, biological process: dolichol-linked oligosaccharide biosynthetic process. The transcript has 3 exons. Gene Ontology annotation, cellular component: extrinsic component of endoplasmic reticulum membrane; UDP-N-acetylglucosamine transferase complex.
AUCAUGCCUCCCAUCUGAACUACUUCCUUCAUCUCGAAUUUUGGAACUAUGGCUCGAGCAUGAUUCUGCAAUAGUCUAAAUCACAUUCACUGAUAACCAAAAUCUCCAUACAUCGUUGUCUCAUCCAUAACACUCACCAUGGCCGACACCUGGAGAUGGACACCCAGUUCGAAACUCUGCUUCGUUACCACUGGCGCUACUGCGCCAUUUACUGAACUCAUUAAAUCAGUUUUAAAUCCUGCAUGUCUAGACGCUUUACGAGGAUCUGGCUUUACACAUCUCUUGGUUCAGUACGGGUCCGCCAAGGACGUCUACCAGGACUCCUCCAUGCUUGCUCAAGCAUAUAUGCGAGAUAGCAAAUCUACCCAAGAUCUCAUCAUAGACGGCAUCGAUUUCAAUCCAGAUGGCCUGCAAUCCCAGUUCCAAUUAGUUCAGCGGUCAAGAGGACUGGUAAUCUCGCAUGCUGGCUCGGGCUCCAUCCUCGAAGCACUCCGUUACCAGAUCCCACUCAUUGUCGUGCCCAACACCGAACUUCUGGACAAUCAUCAAGAAGAGCUCGCAGUUGCAAUGGAACGUAACAAUUACCUUGUCCGCGGCGACGUCACAAACCUUGCGCCUGCCAUAAAGAAGUCUGAUGAUUUUCGAUUGAAGAUGUCGCAGUUUCCACCUGUGACAAGUGGGAAACAUCGCGAAACCAAGAGCUUCGCGGCUAUUAUGGAUGAGACAACAGGUUACAUGGACUAAACCAGCCAGUGUUCGCGCGUGUUACAACCUCCUAUUGUCGGAUCGGCCGACUCAAGGAUGACUAGAGAAGUCGGUUUACUGCUUCAACGUGCUUGAAAGACCGAGCCACAACAGGUGGGUGCAACUGGAAAGCGCGCCACACGGUACUUGCGCUUGACCGUGAUGUUUUAUAGUCUUGGGGCGUCGGUGGCCCUGGUCACUUGUUGAGGCAAUCGCUUCCCUUUGCUGU